Melanaphis sacchari is the source of this 1458-nucleotide messenger RNA. RefSeq names its product tektin-4. Gene Ontology annotation, biological process: cilium movement involved in cell motility; cilium assembly. NCBI's taxonomy places the organism in Eukaryota, Metazoa, Arthropoda, Insecta, Hemiptera, Aphididae. The record is from RefSeq and is a predicted model, not a curated record. The transcript has 6 exons. Gene Ontology annotation, cellular component: microtubule cytoskeleton; nucleus. Bases 1 to 1341 code for a protein of 446 amino acids.
AUGGAAAAAAUGUCAACCCCUAACCAUCAGAUCUCAAUGUGUGAUAUGAUUUCAAAUGAUUCAUCUCAAAUAAACAAUCAAAUCAUCCACAAACCAUGUAUCAUCCAAAAUAUCUGUGCGAAUAAUCCCGAAAAGGAGAAAACAUUUUCUUCAUUUCUCCAAUGGCAAAAGCACAACGAAGUACUACUAAAUCGAUCAGUUCAGGGACAUCAUCAAUUAAACGUGGUCGAGUAUAACGUACAGCGUGCAAUAAACACUAUAUCCGGUUCUGUGGAUAAAUGCAUGUUAGAUAGUACCAAUAAAAUUGCUGGUACGGCUAGAAACAUAGAUAGAUGGAGAACAUACAUGUUUCAAGUCUUAAAAAACAUGCAAAAUGAAAUCGAUUUACUAAUGUUAAGUAAAAAAAAAAUUCAAAAAGCUCAAACGGCUUUGCGUAUUAUAUGUUCUAUAUCUACUGAAUGCUUAGAACGACGAUCUUUUAGACUGGAAAUGGAUCACACUUUAGAUCCUGGACAAGUGGAACUUCUUAAAGAAAAGGAACUAAUUACCGAAAUAGGAAAUUUAUUUUGUGACACAUUGUGCCAGAUAGAAGUUCAAUUAGAGCGCAACAAACAAAUGAAGAUUCGAUUAGAAAAAAAUUGGAGUGAUAAGUAUCAAUCAUUUAAAAUCGAUACUAUCAAUUUAGGGUUGAAUAUUCAGGCGCCUAUCAUAAUGUCACAUACAAAUGUUAUAAAAGAUUCUGAAAACACUUGUUUAUCAAUACCAGAAUGGGAAACAAUUACUAAAAGUUUAUAUGAAGAAGGUAUGCAAGUUUUAAAUGAAUCAAAACAAUUGAGAUCAAUAGUCGACGAUGUACUCAAGAAAAGCGCAAAUAGAUUGAGAGAUCAAGCUGAUAAAGUUGAUAUUGCUUUAGCGCGCUUCAUAUCCGAUACACAACAAAUUGGUCAAGCAAUAGAAAAUGAUUUAAAACAAGUAGUUCAACGAUUAGGUGAUUCGGAAAAAUUAAUCGGAAACCUCCUUCGCGUUAUAACGAAUAUAGAAAAUGCCAAAAAAACUGCUGAAACAAGGUUACACAAUCGGCUGAAACGUCCAGAGGAUGAAAACGUAAAGGAUAAUGCACAAUUGAGUCUUAUUUUGGAAGUAAAAAACAUAAGUGAACAAUUAAACUCGCUUAAUUAUCAAUUACACUGUGCCAGAACGGGGCAUCUGGGUUUGCAAGAAGCGCGUUCACAACUCGAAAACGAUUCACGUAUCAAAAGAAAAACGCUUUGGAUUGAUAGUAUUAGAUGUCAAAACAUACGAUCGCAUUAUCCUUCUAUGAACAUAUUAAUUGGCCAAUAAAACAUUGUGAUAAUGGAACGCGUAGAAUGAAAAUAAUUUUUUAUGGCCCAUAAAAGUUCAUAAUAUACCAUGAUACAAUUUACUGAUACAAUAUUCACCAUAAAUAACUAUUGGAUA